AUGGCGCAAGAAAUGGAGACAUUCGCAGCCCGGUUGGCUAGCUUCGACCUAGUAUUGAAUCCAGGGAAGCGAAGGUCAUCGAGCACCAAAUCUGCGAAAAAAAUCGCCUGGCCUCAUCGCAAACCUUCACCCGCUGAGCUCGCUCACGCCGGUUUCUUCUACAAUCCCUACGAAACGAACCCGGAUAAUACAACAUGCUUUAUGUGCCAAAGAGCCCUGGAUGGAUGGGAAGAGGAGGACAACCCGAUAACGGAACAUCUAAAGCAUGCAAAGGACUGUGGCUGGGCCGUCAUGAUGGACAUCCAACAGCACAGCUCGAACCCUGCUGAAAUCGAUGAUCCAACAAGCGAUAGGGUCCGAGAAGCGCGUCUGGCGACGUUCGGUACUAAUUGGCCCCACGAUGGGAAGCGAGGUUGGGUGUGCGAUUCAGAGAAGAUGGUCGAUGGUGGAUGGUAUUUCUGUCCCACUGAAGAGAGCAAUGAUCUCGCAAGCUGCGCGUACUGCAAAUUAUCCCUCGAUGGAUGGGAACCUCAAGAUGAUCCUUUUGAUGAACAUUAUCGACGCUCACCAGACUGCUCCUUCUUCGUUUUCGCUCAAGCCCCCGGGAAGAAAGGAAAAGCGAAAGGCUCCCGAUCAAAAAGAGGUCGUCCUUCGAAGGCGUCGUCGCGUGUGUCCACCCAAUCGACUGCCUCCGAGGCCCAGAUUUCCGAUAUGGAAGAUGUGAUGGACCAGGACAUCGCGUCCCAGGCGUCCACUAAAACGAAAGGAAAGAAAAAGUCCUCGAAGUCCAAAUCAAAAACGUCGAAGUCGAAGAAGGAAGAUUUGGUGGAAACAGGGAGUCAAAUGGAUGUUGACGAACCUGAGCUGGUCCCACAAGAACCACCCAAGCCGAGACGCGGCCGUGGAAAGAAGAGGACUAGUGACGAUAUGGAGCAGGAAGAGCGAAAUAUUCGUGAUGCUUCCGAGCAGCCGGAACGACCAUCAAAGAAGAGGGUUAACAAAACGCGUAACAGCUCUCAGCAGCGUGGACAAGGCUACGAGAGCGUAGCAGAAUCGCAACAGGAUGAGAGCAUUCUGCAGCAAGAGGCCCAGAAAAGCCGCGCACCACCUAAGAAGAGAGGCCGUAAACCUUCCAGUGCUUCUACCUCGAGAGCAGCUUCGGUCUCUCACGUGCCACGGGACUCGGAGAUUGAUGCAGCCUUGGAGGCCGAACUGAACGUGGAUGAGAUGGAGCCUGUCGAAGUCAAAACAAAGUCAGAGCCGAAAAAGAAAUCGACGUCGACAAAAUCUAAAUCUAAGAAGAAACAGAAGGCCACACCAGAGCCAGAACCAAUGGAUGCCAUGGAUGACCCUCUUGAAGAGAUGGCAGAUGAUAUGAACGCCGGGCCUGCAGAUGAUGAAGUGGACGUUGUGGAGGAGCCAAUGCCGAGAAAGCCCUCGAAAUCGUCCAAGCGUGGGAAGACAAGGAGCUCCAAUAAUUCCGAUGAUGGCCACAAAUCGCUGGACUCCACGAAACAGUCAGACGUCGACCAAGUCGAGGAUGAUGGCGAGAAAUCGGAACGUAUGUCCGUCGAAGUCGAGACGCAGGAAUCCAAGGCAGAAACUGAGCAGGAACUUGCGGAGAAUACGAUUAAAAAGAGCUCCAAGAAGAAAGCAUCCGCGGAGAAAGUCAAGAAGUCCAAGAAAGCAGCAAAGACCGCUCCGGAGCCCAGCGCUGUGGAGGAGCAGCCUGAAGAGCACGCAGAGCAAGAAAUUGUCGUGGAGGAUGAUGUUAUGAGGGGGCAAGAUGAGCCAGAGGAUGAUCAAGAUGACAAACGAGAGUCCCAUCGUCGCCGGUCUUCUAAAGUGCCUCCAAAGACGGCAAAAAGGCUCAGCGACAUACCCCCGGAGAAACUAUAUGCACGGUCUCUUGCAAGCUCCCGCAACUCGGACGUCCACGGUGUGAUGGAUGAGGCAAAUGAAACACGGGAGCAAGAUCAUGAAGCUGUGUCACCCCUGCCUUCGGCAUCCAAGAGUACGCCAUCGUUGUCUCCCCAAUCGUCCGAUGCGGAGAACCAGCCUCCUUCCAUGAAGCCUGCUCCACGUCCCCAUGUGGCCUCGCCUUCCAAGCGGCAACCAGUCCGAAUUCCGCUGGCGCCUAGUACACCCUCUCCGUCGAAGCGCAAUGCAAACGGAGGGAUCAGUACCUCCCAUCCUUGGAAACCUAUCGACAUCGACGAGUUGAUUCUGGCCAACUCCAGCGACCCUGAGAAUCUUGAUUUCAGCUCAGCGCUGAACAGCAUCAAGGGAGAUCUGAGCAGUCCCGAAAAGAAGAUGAGUGUCGAGGAAUGGAUAGCAUGGAACGCCAAGAACGGUGAAGAACGACUCAAACGCGAAUGCGAAAGGUUGGUUGGCCAAUUUGAGCGAGAAGGAGCCCGCGCCAUGCGCGUGCUUGAGGGAAUCGAAUGCAUUGACUGA
Molecule: messenger RNA, 2457 nt
Organism: Aspergillus terreus NIH2624
Lineage: Eukaryota; Fungi; Ascomycota; Eurotiomycetes; Eurotiales; Aspergillaceae
Exons: 4
Coding region: 1-2457 (818 amino acids)
Source: RefSeq, a predicted model, not a curated record